Messenger RNA from Hordeum vulgare subsp. vulgare (domesticated barley), 1899 nucleotides. RefSeq lists its product as uncharacterized. NCBI's taxonomy places the organism in Eukaryota, Viridiplantae, Streptophyta, Magnoliopsida, Poales, Poaceae. Bases 1146 to 1520 code for a protein of 124 amino acids. The transcript is spliced from 3 exons. The record is from RefSeq and is a predicted model, not a curated record.
GGCUCGCCAUAUAAAUUGUGGGCUCAGACUUACUCGCCAGGCACAUCGCCCCCAGGAUCGGAAGCGCUUCGCCUGGGAGUACAGCGGGCCCGCAAACAUCAUGCAGAUCCACCCCGGGCUCGACGGCGAUCUGACCUUCUUGGAUCUCACCAACUUCUGCUGCCAGCUCUUCUUCCCGGAGGAAAAGUUCAUCCUCUCGUCGACUAUCGUCCCACUCCACAACAACUGUUGCCGUGACGCGAUAGUGGUGAUGAUGCCAUGGGGUGGACCCCACGUGGAAGCCCCCAGCAAAGGAGGAGGUACAGGAGUUGUUUAAUACUCUAGAGGAGGUGCACAUCAGGGACGAGGGGCAUAUGGUUCGUCCCACCACGCCAGCGGAGGUCGCGUACAUUGGUCGACGGGUCACGGAGGCGGGCUUGGAUGCCGGCACCAACAGCUCGAAAGUUCCCACGCCCGAAGAGGGCAAAUGUGAGGAUGUCGAUGUCGAGCCGCCGACCCAAGAUACUCCGGAGUGGCCUACUUCCAUCGAGGUCGCCGGUGAUGUGGGUGCCGAUGCUGGCGGGGAACCAGAGCCGAGGGAGCCCCCGGCGCGGGCCGCCCCAAAAAGGGCGCGCGCGCUCCUCAAGGCAGCCACGGGGGAGCUAGUCUGUCGAUCCUCUUCCCCGGAGGUCGAAGGCAAGGAGGAAGAGGAGGACCCCACCGCGAGCGUUGCCCGCCCGCGGCAGACACGACAGUCUUGCGCCCAACAUGCAUCAAGCCCUGCCCCCGGCAGGAGGAUCAGUGUUGCUUACCCCGCCACUAGCCCCCGCCCAGCAGCAAGGGGCGGGUGGGACAUGUGUGCCUUCAGCUCGGGGGGAGGAAGAUGACAAAGUCGAGGAGACCUUGGCGUAGAGGAUGGCCAGGAUGGCGGGCCGGACGUCCGGUGCCGGAGGCAUGGCAAGCACCCCACAGGAGCGGGUUCCUUCGCGUGAGAGGGAGAUCGUGGACCUCGACUCCCGCCCAGCCCCCGGCAAGAAGCUCCUCCCUAGCACACAACAGAGGACGAGGGCGACACCACCGGCGCCUCCACCUUGACCCUUGUGUAGGCAGGAUAGGAACACGUGGAGGCGGCACGGGAGGGCUCGACCUAUGAGGGGAGUCCUCGCAUGGCGGUCCUUGUCGUGGAGACUGCCCCGGUUGAUGAAACGCUAGCGGGGAAGACCCUCGACGAGCAGGCAUCAACGAAGGUCACCGCCGGAGAGAGCGAGGCGCCUCCCCGGCGGGAGUCCACUGGUCCGGCGGUGCCAAAGGACCUCGGCAUCGAUUGCAACAUCGAGGUGAUCACCAAGGAGGUGGCCGAGGAGGCCAACCGCGUCGCGCCGGAGGAGGAGCAUGCACAUCUGCCCCCGGGACACCGGCAAGCAGGUCCUCUUGGGGUCGGCCCUGGAUAUGGUGACGGGCAUCGGAGGUGUCCCUGUCGCCGGGGUGCCACAAGAGAACAUGUCCUUUCUGCUCCACGCCGCUCGCACGAGCGCUGCUAGCUCAUCGUCGAUGGUGGAGCUUCCCUUGAGCCGAUACCUACGGGUGGGCGACUUGGAAUUCAUCAAUUUCCCCGGCGACGAUGUCUUCAAGGUCUUCUCUGAGCGGGCUGUCAUAGAUGAGGCAAUCACCACUCCAGGAGGGUAAGUGACUCUUGACCCGCUCGAUGUGAACAAUGAGGGAAAAAGAGCAUGGCAUCUUGGCGUCCUUGGGCAAGGACUUCCGGCAACUGCAGGCACACUACAUGUAACAGCCCAAGUGCCCCCUUUCCUUAUUUCUAAUAGAUUCCACGUUGAACAUUCAAUGGAUGCCAUCAUGUGGUUUGAGUAAUAACUUGUUUUCCUUCAUGUCAUUUCAUCAUGGCAUAAUAUCCUCAUUUCA